UUCCUCUAUAAGUGACUGAAACUCGGUCAUGUGACCAAAUGCAGCUCAUAAGAAAGCAUUGAAUUCAGUGCUUUCCUAUGAUAUUUAAUUGUAUUUGCACGACACUUGCCGCGCACGUGCAUUCAUCCCCGAAGCUCCUCUAUGAGGAGCACUGGAGUGAACCAUCUCAGAGAGAGCGACACCUGCUGGAUGAUAUUGCAGGAGAAGGAACAGGUAGAGGGGGUCUCGGGCUGGAGAAAAGGUAAGUAAACUUUUUACAUGAAAACAGAUUCAAGUCCAAAAAGUGGCUUUAGGAAGGGGUCACCAAAUUAUUUCUGGACUCAAUCCCCAGGUGUUUUUUGACCCUAGCAACUCCCCUUGUUGAAUGUGUAGGAGGAAGUUUCUGGUGGGGUUGUGUCUGUGCAUGGGCUGUUUGUGGUGUUGUAUGUGUGUGCAUGUGAAAAGUGGUGUAAGAGAACCUUGCAGAAAAGCUUGCAUACCCAGAGACUAUGGGCCCUUUGUGACACUUACAGAACAAGUGGACAUAUAAGCAGUUAAUAUUGUGUAAAUGCUAUAUUCUACAAUCUGUGUUUUAGGAGUGUGGAGAUGUUAUGUGUGUAAGUUUAAUUCAAUCAGUAGAGCUUGUCACUUUGAUUAUGUUAGUGGUGCUCAGACACUCUGGCACCAGGGGUUGGUGCAAUGUAAUUAAACAUGUUAUUGUUAUUGGUUACUUUCCCAAGUCCUGUCACUAUUAUUGGCUUUUAUGCUUUAUCCUUCCUUGUGUUUCUCUAUAAAAAUAGAUGUCACCAUCAAUACACAUUGUCCUUCCCUUCACUAAGCUUUGUGUGGUGUUCGGGGAGAGAUACAAAAGAGCUACCCGAUACUCCCAUAAGUGGCUGGCUGAAGUUAGUGGAAUAACUCCUGGAGACUGCUACACUGAGCCCAUGUGAACAGGGACAAAGGACAAAUGCUGUAACUUAUGGUAUCUGAUGUGUUAUCUGAAAACUAAACCAUGAAACUCCUCGUUAUCCUUCUGUUGGCUUUCUGUGCCAUAACGCAUGGAUGUCCCACCAUAUUAUCCAAGUCAGCAUGGGGAGGGAAGGCUGCCAAAUGCAACAGCAAUCGUUUACCCAGUCCAGUCAAAUUUGUGAUCAUCCACCACACUGCGGGGGGAUUUUGUUCCUCAAAGUCUACAUGUUCUGCUCAAGCCAGGAUUGCCCAGAAACAUCACAUGGACAAUCAAGGCUGGUGUGACAUUGGAUACAACUUCCUAGUUGGGGAAGAUGGCCAAGUAUAUGAAGGACGUGGCUGGAAAAACAUUGGAGUUCAUGCUCCACCGUACAACUCAAUUUCCAUCGGAAUCAGCUUUAUUGGAACAUUCACUAACCGUGCUCCCAGUGCUAGCGCCCUAAAUGCUGCUCAAAGUCUGAUAAGGUGCGGGGUCUCGGGAGGUUAUAUCAGUUCAAGUUAUAUUGUGAAGGGACAUCGCAAUGUAGGGAGCACAGAAUGCCCUGGAGCCAAAUUAUACGCAAUCAUUAAAAAAUGGAGCAAUUUUAAGGCUUAAAACUCAAGCAUUGUGCAAUGAAUUACAUUUUUUUGCUUUAUACAUGUCAUAAUCAGUGGAAUUUUUAAAGUUGCAUAUGCAAUUUCCUUCAUACUUGCCAUCAUUUUAUACUUGUUGACAUGCUGUAGGUAUGCUAUUUUUUGCUAAACAGCUCUGUGCAUGUGCAGAGCCCUUCAAAGCAAUAACACAAGACAGAUCCUUACAGUGAGAUGCUCA
This is a messenger RNA of Pelobates fuscus (common spadefoot toad), 1759 nucleotides long. Its product is annotated as peptidoglycan recognition protein 1-like. The transcript has 5 exons. Gene Ontology annotation, biological process: peptidoglycan catabolic process; innate immune response. Gene Ontology annotation, molecular function: N-acetylmuramoyl-L-alanine amidase activity; zinc ion binding; peptidoglycan binding. NCBI's taxonomy places the organism in Eukaryota, Metazoa, Chordata, Amphibia, Anura, Pelobatidae. The record is from RefSeq and is a predicted model, not a curated record. Bases 992 to 1543 code for a protein of 183 amino acids.